Toxoplasma gondii ME49 is the source of this 2284-nucleotide messenger RNA. It is a transcript of the gene PYKI, whose product is annotated as pyruvate kinase PyK1. The record is from RefSeq and is a predicted model, not a curated record. The transcript is spliced from 5 exons. Gene Ontology annotation, biological process: glycolytic process. The coding region runs from base 243 to 1838 and encodes 531 amino acids. Gene Ontology annotation, cellular component: cytoplasm. Gene Ontology annotation, molecular function: potassium ion binding; pyruvate kinase activity; magnesium ion binding. Lineage: Eukaryota; Apicomplexa; Conoidasida; Eucoccidiorida; Sarcocystidae.
AUUGCAGUUCCACACAACACUUUGCCCGUGUGCUACCCUUUUUUCCGUUUCUCGCCUGUGUGCGGAAUCUGGUGCUUUUACCCGUAACGAACACUUUCGAAUGCGAGCGUCUGUCGUCACUGAGGUUUGUUCACCUCUCCGUGUCGGUUCGUGUGUGUGACGCUUUCUGCGUUUUUUCUGUUCCUGCCACAACUGUUUGCUUGGGCUUUUUGACUUUUUACCUGCUCUCCUCUCUUAUCACAAUGGCAUCUAAACAACCGCAGACACUGAGCGCCGGCGCCGUCGAGAGCGGCCGCGUUGCCCGCCUCGUGUCCGCCAGUUCUGUGAUGACUCAGCAGCUGGGAAAAAGCACGAACAUCCGCAUGUCCCAGAUUCUGGAGCCGCGCUCCGAAGAAGACUGGACUGCCCACCGCACUCGCAUUGUCUGCACCAUGGGCCCCGCAUGCUGGAACGUAGACACCCUCGUCAAAAUGAUCGACGCUGGCAUGAACGUCUGCCGCUUGAACUUCUCGCACGGCGACCACGAAACACACGCACGCACUGUCCAGAACAUCCAGGAAGCCAUGAAGCAAAGACCUGAAGCGCGCUUGGCGAUUCUCCUGGACACCAAGGGACCCGAAAUCCGCACUGGAUUCUUGAAGGACCACAAGCCCAUCACUCUGCAGCAAGGCGCCACUCUGAAGAUCGUGACGGACUACAACUUGAUUGGCGACGAGACAACGAUUGCAUGCUCCUACGGUGCCCUCCCUCAAUCGGUGAAGCCCGGCAACACCAUUCUCAUUGCCGACGGUUCCCUCUCCGUCAAGGUCGUUGAAGUUGGGAGCGAUUACGUUAUUACCCAGGCUCAGAACACCGCUACCAUCGGCGAACGCAAGAACAUGAACCUACCCAACGUCAAAGUCCAGCUGCCCGUCAUUGGCGAGAAGGACAAGCACGACAUCCUGAACUUUGGCAUUCCCAUGGGAUGCAACUUUAUUGCUGCUUCCUUCGUCCAAAGCGCGGAUGAUGUCCGGUACAUUCGCGGUCUGCUUGGCCCCCGUGGCCGCCACAUCCGCAUUAUUCCGAAGAUCGAGAAUGUCGAGGGUCUCGUCAACUUCGACGAAAUUCUCGCGGAAGCCGACGGUAUCAUGAUCGCGCGUGGUGACUUGGGAAUGGAAAUCCCCCCCGAAAAGGUUUUCCUGGCUCAGAAGAUGAUGAUUGCUAAGUGCAACGUCGUGGGCAAGCCCGUUAUUACAGCGACCCAGAUGCUGGAGAGUAUGAUCAAGAACCCGCGCCCGACACGUGCGGAGGCCGCCGAUGUGGCGAACGCGGUGUUGGACGGCACAGAUUGCGUGAUGCUUUCUGGAGAGACUGCUAACGGAGAAUUCCCGGUUAUCACCGUUGAGACAAUGGCCCGCAUCUGCUACGAGGCGGAAACCUGCGUGGACUACCCUGCGCUGUACCGUGCCAUGUGCCUGGCAGUUCCCCCACCCAUUUCGACUCAGGAAGCUGUUGCGAGAGCAGCUGUCGAGACGGCCGAGUGCGUCAACGCAGCGAUCAUCCUGGCUUUGACCGAGACCGGUCAGACUGCGCGUCUGAUCGCCAAGUACCGCCCGAUGCAGCCGAUUCUGGCCCUGAGUGCUUCAGAAAGCACCAUCAAGCACCUGCAGGUGAUCCGCGGUGUGACGACGAUGCAGGUUCCCUCGUUCCAGGGAACCGACCACGUGAUCAGAAACGCGAUUGUCGUGGCCAAGGAGAGAGAACUCGUUACUGAGGGCGAGAGCAUCGUCGCUGUGCACGGCAUGAAAGAGGAAGUCGCUGGCUCCAGCAACCUUCUCAAGGUUCUUACUGUGGAGUAAACUGCAGAACAGAGCAGGUGCGAAGGAAUAGACGCAGGAGCAAGAAGGAGAGAGCUUCUAUGUAGACGAUGUCGGAAUCGAGUUUUUGGCAGUUGGUUACGGUUUUUUUUAUGUCCCUCCAACCAGAAUCGAGUAGCACCUUCCACAGUGGACGCAUGUGGUAAUUUUCCACGGAGGGCAGUGGCGUGCGACGAAAAGGUUGCCGCCUGCGACCGUGCCUGAUUUUUUUUUGCGUUGGUGAAACUUUCUGCAUUUUGCCUUUUUCUGUUCCCCACAAGAUUCGACUCGCAAGUGACCAGCGUUUUUACCGUAGUUCGUUGCUGCGACCUUGACGUGAACUGAAAGAGGAUAGCGUAAACCUCUGCCUCCUCGUGGCUCUCUGAACCCGUCAGCCAGGAACCGUUGCGUCCCCACAUGACGCAGAGCAUGUCCAAAAUUGAAGGCAU